Messenger RNA from Malus domestica (apple), 834 nucleotides. RefSeq lists its product as uncharacterized. NCBI's taxonomy places the organism in Eukaryota, Viridiplantae, Streptophyta, Magnoliopsida, Rosales, Rosaceae. The record is from RefSeq and is a predicted model, not a curated record.
AUGAUGAAAGAUUAUUUCAUUGAGCGGCCGAGAUUUCCUGCUCAUGAUUUUCGGAGGCAGUUUCGGAUGAGGAGAGAGCUUUUUGAAGGCAUCUUGAACGCAAUUGUCAAUCAUGACCACUACUUUGCAAGGAAGAUAGAUGCCGUAGGCCGACAAAGUCUAUCACCUCAUCAAAAGCUCACAUUUGCAUUUCGAAUGCUAGCUAAUGGGUGCUCUGCUGACUCAACUGACGAAUAUUGCCGACUUGCGGAGAGUACUGCUAUUGAGAACCUGAAGCGCUUAUGUCAAGCAAUUCAAGCCAUCUAUGGAGCCAUAUACCUCCGCAAGCCAACUCAUGAAGACUUGAAAAGGCUUCUACGCAAGGCAGACAAAAGAGGCUUCCCUGGCAUGAUAGGAAGUCUUGAUUGUAUGCAUUGGGAGUGGAAUAAUUGUCCUACUGGUUGGGCUGGCCAAUUCAAGGGCCGUCAUAACAAGCCAACCAUCGUGCUUGAGGCUUUGGCAUCUUACGACACAUGGAUUUGGCAUGCAUUCUUCGGCUCUCCCGGAUCAAACAACGAUAUCAACGUUCUUUGGUCUUCUCCUCUGUUCGAUGAGGUUGUGAAUGGAUGGGCACCAGAAUUUCGAUACAACUUAAAUGGUAAUAGGUAUGAGCUAGGUUACUACCUAACUGAUGGUAUUUAUCCUAGUUGGUCUACCUUUGUCAAAAGUUUUUCUCAUCCCGAUAGUGCAAAGAAGAAAUUAUUUUCGCAGAGGCAAGAGUCUUACAAGAAGGAUGUGGAAAUAAUCUUCCCCAUUGUUGGUCUGCAUCGGUUGCCCACCUUGGACAAUCCUUGA